AUUAAGUGAUAACAAAAUCAGAAAAAAACAGUGCUUUAAUAUUCUAUAUAAUGUUAAUGAUGACAACAACGAAUGAGCGGUUGGUUUAACAGUGGUUGCCCAUAUAAUGUAAACAGUGAUUUACUGUUAAUUUUAACAGUGCAUUUCGAACCUCUACAUAUUUUACUGUAUUUACUAAGUGGUGAAGAGAUGGUUUCAUUUCUUGAGGAUUAAUUUAACAGUCAUAACUUUAGAGUUAAUUAUGAUUUAAAUCAAGCUUAACUCAUUAAAUUUGCUUACGUUCAUACAAAAGUCAGUCAAAUCGGGCCUGAGUGGUUUGAAAAAAUCUCGUAAAUUCAGAAUCUACUUAUCUGAUUUCAUUAUUUCAAAAUAUAAAGAAGAAACUUAAAUAACAUGAUUUCGAAACAUAAGUUAUUCAAUAAUCAAUUACAAUACCUAUACGGCAGGAUAAUAUAUCUCAUGAAUUCUAUAUAUAUAUAUAUAGUAAACAUCUUGAAGGAUAUAGCAAUUCCGAUGGUCUCUCCAAUAGAAAACUAAUUACCAUAAUUUUUGUUUUAUUCUUACUGUGAAAACAUGGAUGUCUCACCAGCUGUGAACAUACUUGAAGAUAAGGACAUUUUUCCUGACUUUAAAAGUGGACCUCUGUCGAUAUAUCGAAAGAAAUCAACCUUCUGUUAUAAACGGAUGAAUGUUUUAUUGGAAGGAGAAGAGCAUAUACGAUUGAAGCAUGAAGUUUGGCGAUUUAUGCAACGGCACCCAGAUUUUCAACAUGAAGUUGAAACUCCUAGCCUAGACUUCCAGCGUGAAAUGGCCAAUAAGAGAGUACAAAUAAUCUGGCAUCAACAAUUCUAUAGCAUUGAAGAGUAUAUAACAAAACCUAAGCUAGCAUUAGCUAUGGGUCAAGCUAUAUUCAGUUAUGAGUUUAGUUUUCCGGUUAAAUAUAGUCUCUCAAUGGCUUUCUUUCCAUCCACAAUACUAUCGCUUGGUAGCCAUCAUUUGGUUAAAUAUGCAGACAAAUUGUCGAAUGGUGAUAUUGUUGGUGCUUUAGCUUUAACUGAAAUAAGCCAUGGAACGAAUAUACGUGGAAUGCGUACACGUGCUACAUACGAUGCAAGAACUAAGGAGUUUAUAUUACAUACGCCAGAUUUUGAGGCAGCCAAAUGUUGGGUAGGAAAUUUGGGUAAAACUUGCACCCACGCUGUACUAUAUGCACAACUAUAUGUUCCAGAUGACAAAUAUUGUGGCCUGCAUGUAUUUCUGGUACCAAUUAGGGAUGAACAAACACUUUUAGCUUUUCCAGGUGUGACUGUUGGAGAUUUAGGAGAAAAAAUUGGUCUUAAUGGUAUUGACAAUGGUUUUGUCAUGUUCAAUGAAUAUCGUAUACCAAAAGAAAACUUACUAUCCAAAACUGGUGAUAUUGAUGAGAAUGGUAACUAUAAAAGCACUAUUAAAGAUGAUCGUAAGCGUAUGGGUGCUUCGCUCGGCGGACUGUCAUCCGGUCGGGUCAAUAUAUGCCACUUAGCGUAUAUAGCUUUAAGUAAGGCAAUAACAAUAGCAACUAGAUACUCAGCAUGUCGCAAACAAUUUGGUCCAGAAGACACUACAGAAGAAUGGCCAGUAAUUGAGUAUCAGACUCAGCAAUACCGACUUCUACCAUAUUUAGCAACUGCUUAUGCAUUACGUACAUUUACAAUGUGGCUGGGUACUGAGAAUGUAGCUAUGACAACAAGUACAUUUACUGGAGAAGAUGUAUCUAAACUUGGUAUGGAAAUACAUGCUGUUUCGUCUGCUGCAAAACCAGUCUGUACGUGGGUAGCACGCGAUGGUAUACAAGAAUGCCGAGAGGCCUGUGGUGGACAUGGUUAUUUAAAGGCAGUGGGCUUAGGAGAUUUACGUAAUGAUAAUGAUGCUAACUGUACAUAUGAAGGCGAAAAUAAUACGCUCAUACAGCAAGCAUCUAAUUGGUUAAUAAGUUUGCGCCGUAAUGGUGCAAAUUUUGCGGAAAAUUCACCCUUGGACACAAUAGCAUUUCUCAAAGAUAUGAAUCAAAUUUUGAACCAUAAAGCUGAAGAACGUACAGUAGAGGAAGCGUUGCAACCAGAUAAUUUAUUAAAAGCCUUAAAUUGGUUAGUUGCCUACCAACUAGAUACUACGGUUAAACGUUUCGAAAGUUUGAAACGUGAAGGAGUAGAUGCUUUCGAGACACGUAACAAUUUACAAGUAUUUAAUGCUCAGCUGCUAUCUAUUUUCUAUGCUGAGCGAACAAUUUUUUACAUCUUCUACAAAUUCGUAAAUCAACUGGAGAAGUCUAAUGAAAAAUCAGUACUCACAAAUAUUCUAUCAUUUUAUGGCGCUAAUCUAGUUCAAAAACAUUUUGGCAUAUUUUACGAAGGUGGCUAUUUUCAUAAUAGAACUAAUUCCAAACUGUAUAAAGAAGCUAUUUUGGAGAUGUUACCGGUAUUGAAAAAUGAGGCAAUAUCACUAAUAGAUGCAAUUGCACCGACAGACUUCGUAUUAAAUUCACCACUUGGGAUGAGUGAUGGCAAUGUUUAUCAACAUUUACAACGCACUAUUGUAACAGCGCCGGGUGUAUAUGAGCGCCCGAAUUGGUGGCGUCAAGUAACUUAUAAGGAUUAUCUCCAAAAGUCUAAAAUAUGAUUUUAAAUUACUAAAUAUUUCAUAUAUAUUUUGUAUGUAAUAUAAAUGCUUUUAAUAA
Teleopsis dalmanni is the source of this 2716-nucleotide messenger RNA. Its product is annotated as peroxisomal acyl-coenzyme A oxidase 3-like. The record is from RefSeq and is a predicted model, not a curated record. Gene Ontology annotation, molecular function: FAD binding; pristanoyl-CoA oxidase activity; fatty acid binding. Gene Ontology annotation, cellular component: peroxisome. The transcript has 11 exons. Gene Ontology annotation, biological process: lipid homeostasis; fatty acid beta-oxidation using acyl-CoA oxidase. The coding region runs from base 574 to 2658 and encodes 694 amino acids. Lineage: Eukaryota; Metazoa; Arthropoda; Insecta; Diptera; Diopsidae.